Molecule: messenger RNA, 1907 nt
Organism: Quercus lobata
Lineage: Eukaryota; Viridiplantae; Streptophyta; Magnoliopsida; Fagales; Fagaceae
Product: lipoyl synthase, chloroplastic-like
Exons: 6
Coding region: 459-1598 (379 amino acids)
Biological process (GO): lipoate biosynthetic process
Cellular component (GO): mitochondrion; chloroplast
Molecular function (GO): lipoate synthase activity; 4 iron, 4 sulfur cluster binding
Source: RefSeq, a predicted model, not a curated record
AAUAAAAAGAAACAAUUCAAGGAUCUGGCAAGGAGAUAUCGAUCCUGCGUAACAAUGAGCCCAGGAAUGAGAAGAGCAAGAUUUGUCGCUUUUGGGGCUGACUUUGAUGACCGAUGCCUACGUUCUUUAAUCUCGUUUUGGACAUAAGGUUUUUCUACUUCCUUAAAAGGCUGUUUUCAUUUUUGUGUAGUGUUCUGGUUUGCCUAAAUAAAAAACAAAGAAAGUGUUUUGGUUUGGAGUAGAAAAUACAGUUGAAACUACCGAACCCACCAACAAAAACAGGCAUACGGAGAAACCAAAGCCCCCCCCCCAACUGCCACUUCUCUCCUUUCUCAUAUUAACACCAAACUUAGAAUUAUUUUUUACACAGACAAAACACAAACACAAACACAAACGCUCUCUCUUUCUCUCGUGAAAUCACAGAUUCGUCAUCGUAAUCAAAUCACACACACAAAACAAUGAUUCAACAUUCAUUUUAUAAAACUUCUCCAAUCCCAAAAACCCCAUUUCCAAAACCCCCACAUUCCAAAUAUAUCAGAACCAGAAUUCAUUGUGAGUCCCUGAAUUCUCCAUCAUCAUCAACAGCAACAACAACAGCAGCAGCAGCAAAAACACAAUCUUUAUCGAACCCAACAAAUGGGCCAUACCCAGGAGGAAUGGGGCCCCACACAGGGAGAGACCCAAAUGUGAAAAAGCCAGAGUGGUUGAGACAGAGAGCCCCUCAGGGUGAGAGGUUCAAUGAGGUCAAGGACUCACUCUCACGCUUGAAGCUCAACACGGUUUGUGAGGAAGCUCAGUGUCCUAACAUUGGAGAGUGUUGGAAUGGUGGUGGAGAUGGUAUUGCAACUGCAACUAUUAUGGUCCUUGGGGAUACUUGUACUCGUGGAUGUAGAUUUUGUGCUGUCAAAACUAGUAGAAACCCUGCUCCUCCUGAUCCUUUGGAGCCACAGCAUACUGCUGAGGCUAUUGCAAGUUGGGGUGUGGACUAUAUUGUUCUAACAAGUGUAGAUCGUGAUGAUCUACCUGAUGGUGGAAGUGGGCAUUUUGCUCAAACAGUCAAAGCUAUGAAGCAACUCAAGCCUGAGAUCAUGGUUGAGUGUUUAACUUCUGAUUUUCGGGGGGACUUGAAGGCUGUAGACACUCUGGUACACUCAGGAUUGGAUGUGUUUGCCCACAACAUUGAGACUGUGAAACGGCUCCAGAGAAUUGUCAGAGAUCCUAGGGCUGGGUAUGCACAAAGCUUGUCAGUUUUAAGACAUGCAAAAAUUAGCAAGGAGGGCAUGAUAACAAAAUCUUCUAUAAUGUUGGGCCUUGGAGAAUCUGAUGAUGAGUUGAAAGAAGCUAUGGCUGAUUUAAGGGCUAUUGAUGUUGAUAUUUUGACUCUUGGACAGUAUUUACAGCCAACUCCACUACACCUGACUGUCAAAGAAUAUGUCACCCCUGAAAAGUUUGCUUUCUGGAAGGAAUACGGGGAGUCCAUUGGAUUUCGUUAUGUAGCCAGUGGACCACUGGUCCGAUCCUCAUAUAGAGCUGGUGAGCUUUUUGUCAAGACAAUGGUUAGAGAUAAGGCUACCAGCACUGCUGGCACAUCCUAUUGAUUUUUGGCUAUUGUGGACUUUCCAGUGGAUGGCUCAUGGCUGACAAGUUGACCACAAAUUGGUAAAUGAGAGCAGUAUGUAUUGGGGCAAAUGACUGUAAUGGUGGUCCUAAUUUAUUAUAGAGUAUAAAUUUUCUGGAUCUAGUAAAAAAUAUCUUCAUUUCUUUGAGGAUUUUAUGUUUUAUUUUAUUUAUUAUUUAUAAUUCUAUAGUUACAACUUACAACAAAGGGAGGGGGAAUUCGAUUCUUGAUUUUCCACGUAACAGAGAGUGGACAAUACCUUUGAGCUAUAAGGCUCUUUACAGGUUUC